GACAGCGGCCUUCCCUCCGGUCGCGCCGAUGCAGUCCCCCGUGGCCCUAACCACCCAGCGCAGAGGGAGCCCGUCGCCCUGCUGGGCGCACCCCAGCCCCGCUCGGUCCCUGGGGCCAGUGUCACGCUGCGGGAAUGCACCGAGGAGGGAGGGGACUCAGUGGCCGACGUGCCCGUCUCCCCUGCCCAGAUGGCCGGCCUGCAGGUGGGGAGGAAGAUCUACUCCAUCAACGAGGACCUGGUGUUCCUGCGGCCCUUCUCGGAGGUGGAGACCAUCCUCAACCAGUCCUUCUGCUCCCGCCGCCCGCUGCGCCUCCUGGUGGCCACCAAGGCCAAAGAGGUCGUCAAAGUCCCCGACCAGCCAGAGUCACUGUGCUUCCAGAUCCGAGGGGCCGCCCCGCCGUACGUCUAUGCCGUUGGCAGAGGCUCAGAGGCCGUGGCCGCGGGGCUCUGUGCUGGUCAGUGCAUCCUGAAGGUCAAUGGCAACAACGUGAUGAACGAUGGGGCCCUUGAGGUCCUGGAGCACUUCCAGGCGUUCCGGAGUCGACGAGAAGAGGCCCUGGGCCUGUACCAGUGGAUCUACCACACCCACGAGGACGCCCAGGAGGCGCGGGCCAGCCAGGAGGCCCCAGGCGAGGACCCCAGCGGCCAGGGGGACCAGGAGGAAGACCAGCCCGAUGCAGCCUUCCCUCUGCUGUCCCUGGGCCCCCAGCUGAGCCUGCGCGAGGACAGCCCCGUGGUCAGCCUGACCGUGGACAACGUGCACCUGGAGCACGGCGUGGUGUACGAGUACAUGAGCACGGCGGGCGUCAAGUGCCACGUGCUGGAGGAGAUCGUGGAGCCCCGAGGCUGCUUCGGCCUCACUGCCAAGAUCCUUGAGGCCUUUGCUGCCGACGACAGUGUCUUCGUGCAGAACUGCGGGCGGCUCAUGGCCCUGAGCAGUGCCAUGGUGACCAUGCUUCACUUUGAGUUCCGCAACACCUGCGACACCAAGCUGGAGCGCAUCGGCCAGAGGAUCGCCUGCUACCGGGAGUUUGCAGCCCAGCUGAAGAGCAGGGUCAGCCCACCCUUCAAACAAGCACCCCUGGAGCCCCAUCCACUGUGUGGCCUGGACUUCUGCCCCACCAAUUGCCACAUCAACCUCAUGGAAGUGUCCUACCCUAAGACCACCCCCUCGGUUGGCAGGUCCUUCAGCAUCCGCUUUGGCCGCAAACCCUCCCUCAUCGGCCUUGACCCGGAGCAAGGCCACCUGAACCCCAUGUCCUACACCCAGCACUGCAUCACCACCAUGGCUGCCCCGUCCUGGAAGUGCCUGCCUGCUGUGGAUGAAGACACCCAAGGCCAGGGUCUUGGUGACAGUGUCUUUGGGCCAGCCAACGGGGCCCUUGGCCAGGAGGACCGGGGCCUGAGCUUCCUGCUCAAGCAGGAGGACCGUGAGAUCCAGGACGCCUACCUGCAGCUCUUCACCAAGCUGGACGUGGCCCUGAAGGAGAUGAAGCAAUACGUCACCCAGAUCAACAGGCUGCUGUCCACCAUCACGGAGCCCACCUCGGGGGGCCCCUGUGACCCGCCGUUGUCUGAGGAGGCCUCCUCCUCCCCGCUGGUCGGCGACGAGAGUGAGAUGGACAGGGCUGACCACGGGGCCAUGAAGAAAGUGUGCUUCAAGGUGUCCGAGGAGGACCAGGAGGACUCAGGCCACGACACCAUGAGCUACCGCGACUCCUACAGCGAGUGUAACAGCAAUCGGGACUCGGUCCUGUCCUACACCAGCGUGAGAAGUAACAGCUCCUACCUGGGCAGCGACGAGAUGGGGUCUGGGGAUGAGCUGCCCUGUGACAUGCGGAUCCCGUCGGACAAGCAGGACAAGCUUCACGGCUGCCUGGAGCAUCUCUUUAACCAGGUGGACUCCAUCAACGCGCUCCUCAAGGGGCCAGUGAUGAGCAGAGCUUUCGAAGAGACCAAGCAUUUCCCCAUGGACCACAGCUUGCAAGAGUUCAAACAGAAAGAAGAGUGUACGAUCCGUGGCCGGAGCUUGAUCCAGAUCAGCAUCCAGGAGGACCCCUGGAACCUCCCCAACUCCAUCAAGACCCUGGUGGACAACAUCCAGAGACACGUGGAAGAUGGGAAGAACCAGCUACUCCUGGCCUUGCUGAAAUGCACAGACACGGAGCUGCAGCUGCGCAGGGACGCCAUCUUCUGCCAGGCCCUGGUGGCUGCCGUGUGCACCUUCUCCGAGCAGCUGCUGGCGGCCCUCAGCUACCGCUACAACAACAACGGCGAGUACGAGGAGAGCAGCCGCGACGCCAGCCGCAAGUGGCUGGAGCAGGUGGCGGCCACGGGCGUCCUGCUGCACUGGCAGUCGCUGCUCUCGCCGGCCACUGUGGUGAGUGAGGAGGGCGGGAGGGCUGGGGACCCCUGCUGCUGGGCCUUUUACCUGGAACGGUCUAAUCUGCCCACGGAUGCCAGCACCACGGCGGUGAAGAUAGACCAGGUGUGCCCAGCCUGCCCUCUCUCCCGCCCAGGAAGCUUGUUAGGGUGCGGGCUCUCGGCUCAGGACUCGGCCAACAGCCCCAGCCAGAACCCUGGCCCAGAAACCCCUGAGGCCCCUGCAGUCCCUCCUCCAGGAAGUCUCCUGGGAUAG
This is a messenger RNA of Microcebus murinus (gray mouse lemur), 2640 nucleotides long. NCBI's taxonomy places the organism in Eukaryota, Metazoa, Chordata, Mammalia, Primates, Cheirogaleidae. The record is from RefSeq and is a predicted model, not a curated record.